AUGCAGACAAGUUGUGCUUUACUCUGUAUCUCACUCUGUGUCUUCACUGCACAUAUGUCAAGGAUCCAUGGUAUGACCCUCAAGUAUCCAGAGAAGAAGGGAUGGACUCUGAACAGUGCUGGGUACCUACUAGGACCUUAUGCUUACAGAAGUCUUAAUGUAAGACACAGAGCUAUGGGAAAAAGAGAUGAGAGGAAUGAGAGUUCAAGCUUACCAGCCUCUUCAUACAAUGAUUCCUAUCUUCUCUCACUGCUAGGUCAUCUGGCAUAUCUGCAAUUAAAAGAAAUGGGAAUGACUGAAGAUUUCAGUGGCUCUUUAAUGAGUGGCCAUAUGAAGCAAUAACAAUAUAUCUCUGUUUUACUGCUAUUCAACAGUUGCCCUCUAAUACUGUUUUGCAUUUGAUCCCUUUUUAUCAUUAUUUUUAUAUGUAUCAACCAGUAAUCAAAUUGGUCAAAUGUGUAGAUUAAUAUUUCAUGAAUCAUGCAGAUUUGACUCUUCUUGUCACUUUACCAUUGAACCAUUGUUGGUGCAUAAUUAUCUGCUUCAGAGUUCAAAUAAA
Messenger RNA from Carassius auratus (goldfish), 559 nucleotides. RefSeq names its product galanin peptides-like. Gene Ontology annotation, biological process: neuropeptide signaling pathway. The record is from RefSeq and is a predicted model, not a curated record. Bases 1 to 342 code for a protein of 113 amino acids. The transcript is spliced from 5 exons. Lineage: Eukaryota; Metazoa; Chordata; Actinopteri; Cypriniformes; Cyprinidae. Gene Ontology annotation, molecular function: galanin receptor binding; neuropeptide hormone activity. Gene Ontology annotation, cellular component: secretory granule; extracellular region.